Messenger RNA from Penicillium cinerascens, 801 nucleotides. Its product is annotated as M50 family metallopeptidase. The record is from RefSeq and is a predicted model, not a curated record. NCBI's taxonomy places the organism in Eukaryota, Fungi, Ascomycota, Eurotiomycetes, Eurotiales, Aspergillaceae. Bases 1 to 801 code for a protein of 266 amino acids. The transcript is spliced from 4 exons.
AUGCCGGCUUUGUACGCCCCGUUAGGAGAACGGGCUGUCGAGAUGGCCCCGCAUCUUAUCAAACGCAGCGCCCUAUCGGUCAACCACACGCAGGCCGUUACUCUUGGAGUGAUGGCGGUGUAUGUGGUUGUUAUAGCGCUGCUAUGGAAUCUGCCAUAUGUGCGCUGGUCUCUUUGGCCCUUCAAGAUGUUGGUGAUCGCAUUUCACGAAUUCGGCCACGCUAGUACCGCAUGUUGCACAGGCGGAAGGGUUAAAUCGAUCUCGCUCGACCCACACGAAGGCGGAGUGACUCACAUGCAAGGUGGAAUCAGCGCCGUUACCCUCCCUGCGGGAUAUUUAGGGUCUUCCAUCAUUGGCGCCCUUUUAAUCUUCGCCGGAUUUGAUAUUGUUGCAAGCAAAGUCGCAAGCAUUAUCCUCGGCAUCUGCUUCCUGUUGACGCUAUGGUGGGCUCGCAAGGAUUGGCUAACCAUCAUGACGAUCCUUCUUGCCGUCGCUUUGCUUGUGGCUUGUUGGUUUAUUGCGCAUGGCGAGGCCUUGAGAUGGGUAGUGCUCUUCAUCGGUGUUAUGUCUGCUCUUUACAGUGUCUGGGAUAUUUGUGAUGAUCUGAUCCUUCGCAAGGUGAAUACUUCGGAUGCCAGCGUCUUUGCCAGCAAGUACGGCGGUUCCUCUCAGUGCUGGGGUCUGAUUUGGUCUAUCAUUUCCCUUGUGUUCAUGGCAGUUGGCAUCAUAGGUGGAAUUGCGGUAUUCCAUGAGUCGUUCAGUCAGCAGCAGGAUGAUUCCAAGCAUUUCAUUCCUACAUAA